Molecule: messenger RNA, 2487 nt
Organism: Rubroshorea leprosula
Lineage: Eukaryota; Viridiplantae; Streptophyta; Magnoliopsida; Malvales; Dipterocarpaceae
Source: the annotation of a GenBank genome assembly
ACACAAAAACAAAACCCCAAAAAAAAGGGAGAAAAAAACACUAAGCAUUUUGAGAGCUAGCCUAGCUAGGUUUAAGACAAAAUGGUUGUGAUCAUCACUGAAUUAGAUGAGGAUAACAAAACCUCUGUAUACAUACCGAAGGUGUCAGAACAGCCAACCCGAGUGGUUGAAAACUACUGGCAAUGGCAGCAAACGCCAAGUCCCCAACAAUGGGGUUUGUCACCAUUGUCAGCUGAUUUGCAACAGCCACAUCCGUCAUGGACAUCUGUGACGGUUGCUGGUUAUGAAAGGCAGUCAGAUCAGGCCUCAUCAGGACACCAAUGGUAUCCUGGUGAGAGCUCUCAUGUGCCACGAAGUGAUGAGUACCAUAGAUCUCAACAAAAUCAGGGGAGGUCAGGGCCGAUGCCUAACCAACAGUGGCACUACUCCCACCCUAGAAAUGGUUCAGUUCCAUCCACUUCCUAUGGUGCAUUUGCAGAGGAGCCACAGUACCGACAAAGGCAUAACUUUUUUCAAAGGCCACAGCAAAACGUCGCUUCAUCAUCUUCUACAAGUGCAAGAGAUACGAUGUUUGGAAAUAAUGAGCCACAACAACAACCAUUUUCUGAAUUUUUCCAAGGGCCACAAAGAGGUGUCAAUCCGACAACUUCUGCAACUGCAAGAGAUACGAUGUUAGGAAAUGAUCAGGAUCACUUGGGAUUUGGGCAUGGGAACAUGAAUGGCACUUUCAGACCAAACACAACCACAGCAAACACACCUGCUGGUCCUUCAAGCUCAGGACCUUCAACAUCCAAUUUGCCUGAAAGUUCAAGAUCAAGACCAAGGACGUCUGAGAUGCCAGCACCUGGUCCAUCAACGUCAAAUAUGCCAAGUCAUACAACAGUGCCUAGUACUUCCGGAAACAAAGAAUUAUUGGAUGACUUACUAACAAGUGAACUAAAACCCAUAGUGAAGCAAGUAAUUGCAAAAUUGAUGGGCAAAAAUAAGCAGGUGCUAAAUCCUACACCGAUUACCACGGUAACACCGGAGGACCAAGGCCAUCAUGCGUUGAGUCCUGACCAACAGGAAGGAGAAAAAGAAACAGAUAAGACACAGAAGAAACAAAGGACGAAGGCCGAGUUGGUUGGAAUUGAACAUAUUUCUUUCACUGAUCUCCCUGACCCAAUAAUGCGGUCUAUCAAUGAAUUUGUAUCUAAUUGGAACGGAACAUAUCAAUAUACUUUGUCUGAUCGACUGAGUGGAUGGCGUGUGGAGCGCAAGCAACGGGUUACUUCAAGAUAUGAUUCGUAUUAUCGCCAUGAGCUGUCGGGUGGGUUUUUCCGAUCAGUUUUGGAGAUUGCAAGAUUCAUCUUGAGGGAGGAAUACCCCAAUAGAAGGCAGAGCUCUGCUAGGGAACAAAAUGUUCAUAUCAAUCAGGAGUUGCAAGUCAACAAUGGGGACAAUGAUAGGGCGAACCUAAACUUAGAUCUUAACACUAUUCCAUGUGAGGUUGAGAUGGAAGAUUCCCAAAUUAAUGUUGCAAAACCAGAGCCUGAACAUAAUGCUCUGGAGCAACAUAGGGAAAUGGAGAAUAGCACUCCACAACUUUCUCCAUCUCUUCAACAACCUCGUGGAGUGUUAAAGAGAAAGUUUAGGAAUGCAGACGGUGAGGCUGGUGGCAAUGACAACAAUGCACAGGAGGAAUUUAAGAGACAGAAACAGAAUUCUUUGGAGGAAACCCCAAAUGAUUUGAGCAGCGAGGGAACCAUAGAGGAUCUAGGGUUCUGCUCAUCAAAUGGGGUUGACAAUUCUGUUUCUUUACCUAUUACAGACGCUCCUGCUGCAAUAGUAAAUGAUGACGCUGAUCAGCCUCCACAAGAGACGGAAUUGGAUUCCCUUGUUUCAACUGUUGCAAGGGAAAACAAUUCUAUUCCACGAUUUUUGACUUCUCCAUUGCUUGACAACAAUUUGGCUCCAACACAACAGGAGUCAGAUUUGCAGGUUCCCCCUAAGAAUGACCAUCCUGCUUUGCCUUUGCCAACUAUGGAGGUAGACUCUGCUGUUGGUGCUCCUGUAGGGGAAAAUAAUUCCGUUCCCCUGCCUGAUCCAGAGGCUCCUGCUCCCAUAAGCACUUCAGCGCCAGACUUGCCUGCGUCUUCUGCUGCAGAUGCAGCUUUAAACAGCUUUAUGCAGCAGUUGCCAGCGUUAGAAGUCCAACUUCCUUCGGGGGUUGACGACAUGGACUUCGCUUAUGGAGCAGAUUGGGCAUUCCACGAAAGUUCUGAAUUGAUCAACCAUGUUGACACAUGGGACAGCAUGGAAGAUCUUCAGAACAUUACUAACAUGGAUUAUGGAAAGGAGCCUGACGACAGCCUGCCUUAAUUUGACACGGUGAUCGGACACAUGUAUUUAUGUUUCUUUGGUUUCAAUUUUUUUGUUGAGGAUACUAAUUCUUUGGAUGACAAUGUAUACUUUUGGUAAAUGUAAUGAUAAAUUAUACAAUACAGA